ACAAAUGAUUAAAAAAAAAAAGAAUUUGGAAACACAUUGGAGGCGCCAAGUUUCCGGAGCCGCCUUUGACGGACUCCACUACCGCAUGCGCGCAUGCGCGAAGUAUUCACGUGCCAACACUGAAUCAUGGGAGUUUCGAGUUUCGAGCCCGCAGUUUGCACCCUGUCGCGGACAUGGUCGGGCAUGUAAGGUGAUUUGUUUCGGAACAGCGUUAUCACUCACAGACGAGUCAAUAAUAGGAAAAGUGAGACGACAAUCUACAUGAGAGGCCAUCGGUAACGGAGCAGCAAAGUGCGUCAGAGAUGAGCGGGCAUGCAACCCGGCCUGCCGAUCCUCGUGGUCAAGCGGUUCUCGAGCGCUGUAUUCAAGUGGCCGUGCUGCCGAUCGCUGGAAAACACCCCUCGUCUACAUCGCCUGUCACAUCGGUUCCAAUGGAGAGGCAAGAUGUGGAUAUCACGAACAAGCAAAAACAGUGCAGUGGAAAAGAAAUUUCGAAUACUCAAAGAGUUUGGACGAGUUUAGUAGCUGGCGCAGUAGCUGGUGCUCUGGCGAAGACUACGAUAGCACCGUUAGACCGCACGAAGAUCAAUUUUCAAAUCUCGAAGCAACCCUAUUCGGCCAGAGCAGCGGUUGAUUUCUUGAGGAAAGCACUGCGUACUGAAGGCCUUCUGAGCUUAUGGCGUGGAAAUAGUGCUACUAUGAUUAGAAUCGUGCCAUAUUCUGCAGUGCAAUUUACGGCGCACGAACAGUGGAAGAGAAUUCUGAGAGUGCAUGGUGCAGAGAGGCAAAAGCCAUGGGCGAGUUUUCUGGCUGGCGCUCUUGCUGGCGUCACGUCGCAAACAAUGACUUAUCCAUUGGAUCUGAUGCGGGCGAGGAUGGCGGUGACUCUAAAGGCCGAGUAUAGAACUCUACGACAGGCGUUUUGGCGAAUCUACAAAGAGGAGGGAAUUCUCGCAUAUUAUCGUGGCUUCACCGCUACGCUCCUCGGUGCUAUCCCGUACGCCGGGUGCAGUUUCUUCACAUACGACAUGUUGAGAAACUUAUUGACCGUGUACACGGUGACUAUUCCGGGAUUCUCAACCUCGCUCAUUUGCGGCGGCAUCGCUGGAAUGGUCGGUCAGACAAGCAGCUACCCACUGGACAUUGUGCGGCGGAGAAUGCAGACAUCGGCGAUCAAGGGCCAACAUUAUCAUACAAUCACAUCGACUAUCGUGAAGAUUUACACGGAGGAAGGAAUAAUGGCUUUUUACAAAGGCUUAAGCAUGAAUUGGGUUAAAGGUCCCAUUGCAGUUGGAAUUAGCUUCGCUACACAUGAUACAAUACGAGAUAUGCUGAGAAAAGUCAUUUGUGAAGAUAGCAAGAUAUAAAACUAAUAAAACAAAUAUUGGAAAUCUGCCGUUAUAAUAUUACAGAAUAAUAAUUAUUAAUUACUAAUUAUAAUUAUAUAUAUAUGAUAUAUAUAUGAUUGUUAUAAUUACGAGGGUGGGGUGGAUAAGUUUCCUGAUAAAGAAAAAAAAUAGUUCUUUUGGAUUUUUUUAAAUUUUAUUUUUCAACAUAAUAUCUCUACAAAGACUAAUACAUUUUUCAUAACGGUGCUCUAAUGCAGUGAUACAAUUUUAUAGUAUGAUUCGUCGAGCUUCUCAAAAUACCCAUUUACAGCGUUGACUUACUCGUUGCUCUUAAAUUUUUUUCCACCGAGCCAUGUUUUGAGGAUAGGGAAUAGAUGAUAAUCGCUGGGUGCUAAAUCUGGCGAAUAAGAUAGUUGGGAAAGCAAUUCGAACUUUAAUUCAUUGAUUUUAGCCAUCGCUAUCUGUAAAUGGAUAUUUUGAGGAGCUCGAUGAAUCGUAAAGUACUAUAAAGUUGGUAUCACUGCAUUAGAACACCGUUAUGAAAAAUGUAUUAGUCUUUGUGGAGAUUAUGUUGAAAAAUAAAAUUUAAAAAAAUCCAAAAGAACUGUUUUUUUUUUAUCAGGAAACUUGUCACCCCACCCUCGUAUGAUAAUUAAUUGGAUAUAAUUAUGAAU
This is a messenger RNA of Camponotus floridanus (Florida carpenter ant), 2023 nucleotides long. It is a transcript of the gene DPCoAC, whose product is annotated as mitochondrial coenzyme A transporter SLC25A42. Bases 303 to 1367 code for a protein of 354 amino acids. Gene Ontology annotation, biological process: transmembrane transport. The record is from RefSeq and is a predicted model, not a curated record. NCBI's taxonomy places the organism in Eukaryota, Metazoa, Arthropoda, Insecta, Hymenoptera, Formicidae. The transcript is spliced from 6 exons.